Messenger RNA from Astyanax mexicanus (Mexican tetra), 8160 nucleotides. It is a transcript of the gene rassf5, whose product is annotated as Ras association domain family member 5. The coding region runs from base 810 to 1595 and encodes 261 amino acids. The record is from RefSeq and is a predicted model, not a curated record. Gene Ontology annotation, cellular component: nucleus. Gene Ontology annotation, biological process: signal transduction. Lineage: Eukaryota; Metazoa; Chordata; Actinopteri; Characiformes; Acestrorhamphidae. The transcript is spliced from 5 exons.
AGAGAGAGAGAUAGUGAGGGAGGCAGUGUGCAGGAGGAGCGAGUGAGAGAGCAAGCGAGCGAGUGCGCGGGAGGGAGGUGUAAUACGUCAGCUUUCCUCUCUCCAGCUCUGUGAAGCAGGCAGGCAGAAGCAGGUUGAUUCCCUCCGAGCGUUCUCAGCGAUUGCUUUAGUGUCACUGGAUGCAGCACCUCAUUUCCUGCAAUCUCUGCAAAAGGAGCAUUGCAGCACCCAAACGGCAUCCUGUGCUGAAGCUUCGGCGCUUUGAUCUUGCAGCAGGGCUUGUGUCUGUACGAGCCAUUCAUGUCAUUUCACCAGGACUACAUUUCAUCUUCCGGCAUCUUCAUGUUGCCGGUUUCCUUGACCAGUCGAGUCGGCAAGUGACAGGCAAUUGCUGAACUGAGAGGGACUCUGGAUCUUUAGACGCACUGAGCUUUCAACACCUCUUGUCAGGACCUUGCUUCUGCUAAAGAAACCUUAAAACCUUGGUUUUGCAACCUGCCGAAAACAGGAACUGAGCAUAUGACACCGGUUUCAGAGUCCGCUCUCGUGUGACCUGAGUGAAGAGCCUGCUGCUAAAGCUUGAUAAGCAAAUAACAGAAGAAGCAAGCAAGAAGAGCUAUCCCUUCCUCCGGUUUCCAUAUCCGAACCCGCAUCCAUAUCUGUUUCUCUUGAGGUGACCGGAAGCUCUGACCCUUCACCUGAGCCGGCAGUCCUCAUUGCCCUCUCCUUCCUUCACUGCCUGGAGCCUGGAAUGGUGCCGGGGGCCCCUGAAGGCCCUGGAGCCGCCCAACCUGGACGUGGCCCCGCAAAUGACCGGCAGCAAUAGCAUGAGCAGCGGCUACUGCAGCCUGGAUGAGGAGAGCGAUGACUUUACCUUCUUCACCGCCAAGACCUCCUUCUUCCGGAGGCCGCAUGGAAAGCAGGGGCCCAAGAAGGCCACUAAAGAGGAAGAGGAGGAGAACCCAAAGUCCCUCAGUGAGGAAGAGGUCAAGUCCAAGAUAGAGGAGUACAAUUCCAAAGUUUCUGAAAAUGGAAUGAAUUUAGCUGAAGAUGGCACCUACACCGGCUUUAUUAAGGUCCAUCUGAAGCUGCGGCGGCCCGUCACCAUACUGUCCCCGGAUGGAAAGGCCCCAGGCUGCAGUCCGGCCGCCGACGUUUCGGACAGACGCACGUCCUUCUACAUGCCCAGCGACACGGUCAAGCAGCUGCACAUCAGCAGCACCACCACGGUCAACGAGGUCAUCCAGGGCCUGCUGAAGAAGUACACAGUGCAGGACAAUCCACGCAAAUUCGCCCUCUACAGGAGGACCCACAGGGACGGCCAGGAUCUUAUACAGAAGCUGGCCGGCACUGAGCACCCGCUGUUCCUGCGUCUGCUGGCCGGUCCAGAUCUGGAGAACCUCUCAUUUGUGCUGAAGGAGAACGAGACCGGGGAGGUAGAGUGGCACGCGUUCUCUGUUCCUGAGCUGCAGAACUUCCUGACCAUCCUGGAGAAGGAGGAGAGGGAGCGGGUGAAGCAGGUGGAGCUGCGCUACACAGCCUACAAAAACAAGCUGAUGGAGGCUCUACAGGAGGUCCAGAACAAGCCAGGCUAGAGCAGGAGGUCCGUCUCUGCCCCUCGGUUCAGUCACUGAGCCCGCCUGGAGCCCGACUGCGGACUCUGGACCCUUCAGACCCAUCAACAAACUUUCUCAACAGACCUCUCCACUCAGGACUCAAAGGACGUUCUGUUCCGAAAGCCCUCUGCAUCAUUCUGCACCACAGCGCCCCCUCUGCUAACACGAGCCUGAUGAACCUUAACGAGAGGACUGGGGUGAGUGGUGGAGGGGGAGGAGCAGGACGACCAGAGUGGGACACACCGAGAACUGAAUCAAGAGACUUUCCAGCACGCUGGUAAAUGGAGUGUGUUCCUGACUGACGUGGUUUAUUCCGAUGUGUGAAUGGGAAUUCCGAAUUGCGUGUGUUUGUUUUGUUGGCUCGGGUCUGUUCACGUUAAUUUUUACGAUGCUGCUGCUGCUGCUACCGCUGCUACUGCAAGUGUUACUUAAAGCAUGACUUUCUGACUUUCUCUUUGGGCCUCACGCUGUAUCUUAAGGCCUGAAAUGUACUCAGCGCAAGGGAAUGAACAGCUAUGGUUUCAGCUGCGUUUCGGAAUUCUCGAAGGUUCGAAUUCUGGUCAUGCUGAUGGCCAUCAGCAGCCAGAGUCAGAGAGAGCACAAUUGGCCUUGCUCUCUUUGGGUGGGUAGAUGGUGCCCUCUCCCCAGAUCACUCCUAGGGUGAUGCCGAUCAGCACAAGGCGUCUGUGAGCUGAUGUAUCAGAACCGAGUCGCUGCGCUUUCCUCCGAGUGCGCUGUGAUGCUACUCUGUAAUGCUGCAUCAGCAACUGUUUGAAAAGAGGCGUAGUCUGACUUCACAUGUAGCAAAGAGGCAUGUGCUAGUCGUCACCCUCCUGAUGUUGGGGCAUCACUAGUGAUGGGGGAGUGGCGCUGAUGAAGCUAAAUUAGAGGAAAAAACGGGAUAAAACAAAAAAAAGAAAUCUAUAUAAAAUCUGAUUGCUGCCGUUACCUGUUUAUUCAAGUAUUUAUGUAAACAGAAAGACCCAUAAGAUCCAAAAAUCUAAGAAAUCUGAUAAAAAGAGCUGGAUUUUAUCUUAGUAUUCAUAUUUCUCAAUGCUUGCAUACUCUUAACCAGAGUAUUCUCCGAUUUCUCAGUCCGGGCAUGCGUGAAAAUGGAAAUAUUGGCAUUUAGGUUCUUGGCCUUGCGUUAACUAUAUUUCAGGCUUUAUCCAGGAAAAGUAAGAACAAGGUGGGAGCUCUCACCUUUGUUUUAAUCAGGCUACGAAGAGAUGACUGAGGCCAGGGUUGACGUGUAAAAGCUUGAGGGAGCUCCAGAUCUGACCCAUAGAUCCCAUAGAUUACACAGAUCACAUGCUGGUUAAAACCUACUGUAAAAAAAAAACACAAAAACGAAAAAAACAAACAAACAAAAAAAUCAAUACUCUCUCCAUUGACUGCACUCACUCACUUGCAUUUGACUGCAUAAUCUAUACUCCUGGGACGCUCUUAACUAAUAACUUCAUUGUGAACAGUGUACUGUACUCAGCUCUUCAGCUGAAUCUUCUCUCACCCUCCUCUGCAGAGUCAAUAAGCCAUUUGGCCACAGCUUUCUCAGAUACGCAGAUCGCAAGAUACACACGGCCUCCAAAUCAAUAGAUACGAUCGAUACUCUUCCUUAUCAAAGAUCACAGCCAGCGUGGCUGCUUCCUUAGGAGGCAACAUUAGGCCACGUUACAAUACUCCCAUUACUCUUUUAUGCUAGAAGGUAAAUGAUUAGAUGACUGUCACGCCGAAUCCGCCGACAACAUUAUAUCAUCCAUAUACAUGCAUGUGAACUUUCAGAGGAAAAAAAAAAAGAAAAAGAUCGAGGAUGCUUUUCUUUCCAGCCUGAUUAAUGUAUUAUAAGCAUGUCCUGACGCUUAUAAGAGUUUAUGAACCGUUCGCCCUACAGAAAUGUGAAGCAGACUAUCUUAUUAGCGUUUCGUGUAGACUGUUACAAAAGAGCAUUUACCGGUAGUGUGUGAGAUUAGUCAAAAGAAAGGAAUGUUUCAUAUGUUUUGGUGUGCUAUGAAAGCGUAUGGAAGCGCCCAGCCUCAGCACUGAACAUGCCGCGCCACUCCAGCCUGUUGAAUAUUAAAUGAAUAUACAGUAAUUUAUUAAAAUAGAAAAUAAGAGUGACCGGUUUGAGUUGUAAAGACCCCUAUUCGCAGAUGACCUCAGAAGUAGGAGUGCUGUUUUUAGACAGAUUGGACAUUGGACAGAUUAGCAUAUAAAGUAAUAUACUAGUUGAUAUAGAGUAUAUACAGCUCUGAAAAUAAUUAAGAGACCACUUCAGUUUCUAAAUCAGUUUUUUAAGAUCUUAGAAAACGCAAAGAAAACAAGUUCAUUUUCAUAAGUUUUAAGAGAUCAGAAAUCAAUAUUUGGUGGAAUAACCCUGGUGUUUAAUCACAGUUUUCAUGCCAUCUUGGCAUGUUCUCCUCCACCAGUCUUACACACUGCUUUUGGAUAACUUUAUGCCUUUACUCCUGGUGCAAAAAUUCAAGCAGUUCAGCUUGGCUUGAUUGCUUGUGAUCAUCCGUCUUCCUCUUGAUAAUAUUCUAGAGGUAUUCAAUUUGGUAAAAUGAAAGAAACUCAUCAGUGGUCUCUUAUUUUUGUCCAGAGCUGUAGAUGAUUUUUUGAGAAGACUUGUUUCUGUACUCACUGUUAAUCUGUAAGCACUUUGUAGUUCUAUAAUUACAGACUGACGUCCACAGCAGUGCUGCUGGAGUUUUUAAACACCUCAGGGUCACUACUGGACUGAGAAUAGUCCACCAAUCAGACUGCUUUAGGCAGUGUCCUGUGAGCACUGAUAAAAGACUAGAGGAUGACCAACACAAACUUUGCAGCAGCAGAUAACCUUAGGUGGUAGAUUUACAAGGUGGUGCAGCUAUAGGUAGAAGUCCUAAUAGAUUGGAGGACAGUGAGUGAUUAAACACAGUGUUUAAAAACUCCAGCAGCACUGCUGUGUUUGACCUACUCUAUCUACGUCUAUAAUCCAAUAUCUGCUCUGGUGGUCCUGUUGGGGUUCUGAGCAUUGAAAAACAGGGUAAAAGGAGGAUAAUGAAAAAGUAUGCAGAAUUACAGUCUGUAAUUAUAGAACUGCAAAAGUGUAUAAUAUGUGUAGAAACAAGGAGGUGAUCAAUAUAUUCUCAUCAUAAAAUUAUACUCUAUGCGGUCCAAUCUCGGAUCAGCACUCCAGCUGUGAGAGAAUUGUGAAAUAUGAGGUUUUUUUGGGCAAACGGAGGCUGGGGUCUGUCUUUCUUAAGCUGAGAAACACCACAGUGGAUAUUACACCAAAGUUUAUCAGGACACAUUACCCCUAGUAUUUUUUAAUGCAGGCAAAAGGGGGAUAUGUCUGAUGAUGUAAAUCGUGUGUAUUGUAGAUUUGAGACUUCUAUGAUUUUGCACACCAACAUAGGCCACCAAGUGGUCAGCCAGUAUAUAAAUAUAUAUAUUAUAAUCCUGAAUAUUCUGACUAUUCUGUGAUGAGGGCAUGAGAUGCUUUGUGCUUUUCCCCUUCUUUCUGUUUCUGAAAAAAAUGUACUUUAUCAAAGGAUUUCAUGCCGCUUUAUUGUGAGUAUGCUUCUUAAAGGGCAGGUCCACCAAUUUUUCAAAAUUUCGUGUUUUUUUUUUUUUGCAGAAUUUUGCAGACAUUAACGUGUGAACAGCUUUUUUUUUUAGACUGGUCUGGUUCUUCUAAAGCAUAACAUGAAUGCACACUUGAUGUCCAAGUAUUUGUGGAUAGUCCCUUUCAAUGAGUGCUGCAUUAGCCUACCGUAUUUUUUUUAACUUAUAAGGCGCACCGGAUUAUAAGGCUCAUUUUAUGCAAUUCUAGUAAGGACAUGUUUUCCUUCUAAUUCUGUUUGUUCCAAAGGUGAGACCUGUAAGGCUAAGCUAAGUACACAAAACUGUAAUUCCUAAAAAGUCAGAGAAGUCAAACGAAUGCUGGAUAUUAAUGGUUUUCUCUCCUGAAAACUGUUUAUUUGGAUGAAUAAGGCACUUCUGUUAAUAAGGCACUUAUUAACAGUAAUCUUAGAUUUCCAGAUUUCCAUUAGCAUUAGUUGGUAAUCCUAAUGCUGCUUCAGCAGUGCUAGAUAGGGUUAGCAGCAGGCCACAGGCCGAUAAUACUCCCCUCUGGACGGCCAAUGAGCUAGUGCUUAGCACAGUUAGCGGCUAUGGCUAAUACUGCUGGAGAACUAAAUUGAAACUCCUCUAUAACGCUGUACUUUAGCAGAGUGGCUUUUCUGCUCCUUACAACCUGACUAGUAAAAUUCACACAUUGGUAAAAUUAAAGGAUUGUAAGUGUGCCUUAUAAUGCAAAAAAUACGGUACGGGACUCUCUGGAGCAGAUAAAUUAAUAUGAACCCAUUGGCACCAAUGGUACGAAAUUGGCUAGAAUUGUAUAAAAGUCCAACCUCAACUGUGUUUUCCAUCCAGUGAUGGUGCUCCAUCUAUUAAUUUGGAGCGGAAUGCAAUCAAACUCUCACAGCAAUGUUUCAAAAUCUAGUAAGUAGAACGCUUCCCUCUCAGGACAGUAGAAACAGGUACUCAAACAGCAUAAACUCGUACUGAAGAGUACAUCACAACCCUUUCACACCAAACCACUCUAAAAAUGUUACUCAUUAAGAUCUUUUCCAGGCCCAUUCAUGCAUUUUUUCAACAGGAUAAUGCAAAACCACACGCUGCACACAUUACAAAGGCAUGGCUGCGCUCCUAGGCCUUUUUUUGAUAGAGAAUGGAAAGGUUUGAAAAGGCAAAAUACAUUAACAAUUAGUUAAUGUCCAGUGAUUUUGAAAAAUCGGUGGCACUGAUGAUGUACAGCAUACAGUAUGAUGUGUGUAUGUGAUUUAAUUCUGUCUGCGACACUGUAAGAGUAUCAUAACUGUGUCUAUGGUCAUUCUGAAGUUGCUGAAGUUUUACUGGAAAGCACAGAAAAAAGAUGAUGGGCCAACGAGGGAAGACUAACAAAGUGUGAUGUGUACAAUCUGAUCGCCGUGACAGCCGUGAGAUUCAGCCUGUGCUUUAUCCCUCUCACCCAACGCUCAAGCACAUUCAGGCUCGUUAGAAGCCGGGGACAAUCCAAACAGGCUGACGGCCCAGUGUAAAUAUCACCGUGCUAAGUGUCAGGAAGGCUUUCGGUUCAGGUUUGGAUGAGGUUAUAUUGGGGAUUUGUUGCACGGUGGGAUUGCCUGUGUUGAAUUAAAGGAAUAGUUCAGCAUUUUUCAACCUGAUUCUAUAGGCUGUGUUUGUAGUGUACAGUCAAUUACCACAGACAAUGAUUUAAUAAUGUGUUUCCCUGAAAAACAGAAAACACUUCACCUCACGAAAUCCUUCGCCGUUCUCUAAUGGUUAACAUCAAUUUCAUAGACCGUUGAAUAGAACCCUGUGGGACUUAACAAAGUAUGCUAAAAUGUUAGCAAAUAGGGCUCAGAGUGGCUCAGCAGACUAAUACGCUGACACACUGGGACAAAAAUUGACUGAGCAUUAGCAGCCAGAGUCCGAGAGAUGUCAAAAGACAGAAAUCAGCCAUGGGACAGCAUCAUGUAAAUCAAUCAUGAGGUGUUAUCUAAGAGGACAGCUUAUCACCCACACCUGUACAAUAUAUAAUGUUGUGAGGUGUUUUUUUCUGAGUUAGGUUGAACACAAGGCUAAUAUUACCACCUACAGCUGACACUGGACUCAUAUUUUUAGUGCAAGAGGUCCCACACAUAUUCCACAGGUCAGUCAGUGCAGUGUGGCAAAGUCUUGGUACAAAAAAAAUCCUGUUAAAAUCUUAGACUGUCUGUGGUACGCGAUAGUAUAAUACAAACAUUGGAAUAUAGAGAUACAGAGGUUGAAAAAUGCUGGAAUAUUUCAUUAUCUGGCCUCAAAUAAACACUGUAACAGUCAAUUUAACACUGUAAAAGGCUAGAAAUGAAGUCCAGGAAAGUCAUUCACCCUGCUCCUUGACCCUGCACUGAUCUUUGCCCCUGUGCUGUACUAGUGUUCUGCUUUGGUGCGGUUGUAACGCCUCACGGUGGACAGGAGGAGGCAAAACACCCAACCAUAAGCAGACCAACAGCAAAAGAAAAACUAGAGCAGGCCUCUCAUCCCUGUGUGCUGAGGUCGAUUCUCCUUCAUGGCCAUGUUCCUGCUGGCAGUGCCUUUUGUCUGUGUGUAGCCUGACCUUAAAGUUUGUAUAUAUAGAUAUAUAUAUAAUAUGCUGUGUAUGUCUGCCCCAGUAGCCCCACAUGUCCAGAGACUAUAGAAGAUUACAAGCAUGGAGGCAGGAACCUGGUGCUUUCCUUUAACGUGGCAGAACUCUCAGCUCCCUGUGGGACUCUGAGGAUAAGCGUUAAAUGUGUGCAAGAGAGAGAGAGAGAGCGAUUGUGUGAAUGUGCCGAUUGUGCGAGUGUUGUGUUUAACUUAUUUUAUGAUCCACUUUUCUCAGUGUGUGUAAAUUUAAGGGUUGUGGGCAAAUCAAUGCUGUCUGGCAAUCUUUUAUGUUUUUGAAGAUUUAAAUCUGUAAAGCGUCUAUUAAAGCUGUAUAAAGAAUGAAUAAUAAUAAAAACUGGUCAUCCUUUCA